Molecule: messenger RNA, 1557 nt
Organism: Scleropages formosus (Asian bonytongue)
Lineage: Eukaryota; Metazoa; Chordata; Actinopteri; Osteoglossiformes; Osteoglossidae
Gene: impa2
Product: inositol monophosphatase 2
Exons: 8
Coding region: 281-1129 (282 amino acids)
Biological process (GO): inositol metabolic process; phosphatidylinositol phosphate biosynthetic process; signal transduction
Molecular function (GO): inositol monophosphate 1-phosphatase activity
Source: RefSeq, a predicted model, not a curated record
AUAAAAUAUAUACAGUUUUAGUACACAUGCAUUUCCAUGUCUAUUUUUUCUAUAAUCGAAGACAAAAGUUUCUAAAUGGUUCUCACUGCGCGCAGUGAACAUCAUCAAGGUUGCGCUGAAGGUCACGCGGAUAUGUGUGCGGGCCGCGCGCUCCAGUGUUAACCGGGCGGCACGAACAGGAGGCCCGGGCACGCGCUGGCCCAGCGGAAGGUGGAGGGCGCCGGGCACGCGCAGCGCUUCCGCGCGAUGUGCCGGGCGGCGAGAGCGCGCGCCGUGCAGCAUGGGCUCGGUGGAGGAGUGCAUGGACGCGGCCGUGCGAGUGGCGCGCGCCGCGGGACAGGUCGUUCUGGAGGCCGUGAAGCAGGAGAAGCACGUGAGCACCAAAAGCACUCCGACGGACCUGGUGACGGAGGCCGAUCGCCUGGUGGAGGAGCUCAUCAUCUCCACGCUCAGGGAGAGCUUUCCCUCGCACAGGUUCAUUGGCGAGGAGUCGUGUGCCGCGGGAGAGCCGUGCGUCCUCACCGACAGCCCCACCUGGAUCAUAGACCCCAUCGACGGAACGUGUAAUUUUGUUCACAGUUUCCCUAUGGUGGCUGUAAGCAUAGGUUUUGCUGUCAAGAAAGAGCUUGAGUUUGGUGUCAUUUACCAUUGCUUCGAGGAGACCUUGUACACGGCUAGGAAGGGUCACGGUGCCUUUUGCAAUGGUCUCAGACUUCAGGUGUCCAAGGAGAAAGAUGUGUCCAAGGCCCUAAUUCUAACAGAAAUCGGCGCAAAGAGGGAUCCUGAAACACUGGCGCUGUUUUUGGGGAACAUGGAGAAGCUCCUGAGGGCACCUGCUCAUGGGGUCCGCAUCAUAGGCAGCUCCACGCUUGCGCUGUGCCAGGUGGCCGCCGGCGCGGCUGACGCCUACUACCAGUUCGGCCUGCACUGCUGGGACAUGGCAGCAGCGGCGAUCAUUAUUCGGGAGGCUGGAGGAGUUGUCAUGGACACGUCAGGUGGGCCCCUGGACCUCAUGUCCCGCAGGAUUGUCGCUGCAGCGUCCCAGGAGGUCGCCGGUUUCAUAGUGCAGCAGCUGAAGCCCAUCGGCUACGAGCGGGAUGACUGUGGCGAGCGUCACGCCGUGCGAUGACUCACCGCAGCGACGGGGCGACGCAGGCAGACGAUAGUGUUAUAGGUUCACCGUCCGCACCUUUUGAACACUGUACGCGAGACACGAAACGGGACAAAAUUUCUGACCUUCAGUUCCAGGGCAGAACAUGUUUUACCGGUGUUUACUGGCUCUCCCCCCUACGACCGCGAUCGGGAACGGAACGUUGUUUGUGACUUGUUUUUGUCCGUUUACUCGAAAGUCACUUUUAGUCUUUAGUCAAAAUCAGUACGGUCUUAAUCACGAACGUGUCCCGUCUUUUAUUCACAAGUUAGGUUUUGGCUUAAAAAUGUAACUACAACUGUAGGUUUUAUCGUCUUUUUAUUUACAGCAACGUUACAAGUGAUGUUAAAUUGACUGAAAGUAAAAAUGUACUCUGUCCACAAAUUCAUAUUAAAUCCCGUCUUUAC